CUGGGCGCCGCCGCCGCCGCGCUCGCCCUGUACUCGGCGCUGCCCGAGCCGGCCCGGGCGGACGACGAGCCGGUGACCGUGCUGCUGUGGUGGGAGCCCUUCGGCCGCCAGCGGCGCUUGCCCGACUGCCGGCGGCGCUACAACAUCAGCGGCUGCCGCCUCAGCGCCGACCGCAGCCGGCUCGGCGAGGCGCAGGCGGUGCUGUUCCACCACCGCGACCUGGCGCGGCACGGCGCCGAGGGGCUGCCCCGAGGGGCCCCGCCGCGGCCCCCGCGCCAGCGCUGGGUGUGGAUGAACUUCGAGUCGCCGUCGCACUCGCCCGGCCUGCGGGGGCUCGCCGGGCUCUUCAACUGGACCAUGUCCUACCGCCGCGACUCCGACGUGUUCGUUCCCUACGGGUAUCUCUACGCCCCGCCGGCGCCCCGGCCCUUCGUCCUGCCCCGCAAGACUCGGCUGGUGGCCUGGGUCAUCAGCAACUGGAACGAGGAGCACGCCCGGGUGCGCUACUACCGCCAGCUGAAGGAGCACCUGCCCAUCGACGUGUACGGGGCGCGGGGGCUGGCGCUGGCCGAGGGCGGCCUGGUGGAGACCGUCUCAGCCUACAAGUUCUACCUGGCCUUCGAGAACUCCCAGCACACCGACUACAUCACCGAAAAGCUCUGGAGAAACGCUUUCUCCGCCAGGGCCGUGCCCGUCGUCCUCGGACCCCGCAGGGCCAACUACGAGCGCUUCAUCCCCCCCGAUUCCUUCAUCCACGUUGACGACUUCCCCAGCCCGCGGCUGCUGGCCACCUACCUGAAAUUCCUCGAUAAAAACAAACCCAACUACAGGCGGUACUUUGCCUGGAGGAAGAAGUACGAAGUCCACGUCACCUCGUUCUGGGAUGAGCAUUUCUGCAAGGUCUGCGAGGCUGUUCGGACAGCUGGGAAUCAAAUCAAGACUGUUCAAAAUCUGGCCAGCUGGUUUGAAAGCUGAUGUUCCUGGAAGAUGAGGCGUGCUGGACAGCCUGGGCCAAGCGCCAAGGUGUCAGGCAGGAUGGAUCUCACAGAGAUCAUUAGCCCAGGUAGUCGGCAUUAGCCACUGGAGACUGGCAUCACUUGGAGAAGGAGACUGGUACAGGAAAACAAGCUGUGAAAAGCCUAUAAAAGGAAGAUUUUUAUUAAAGAGAAAAUUAUGAAGGCGCAAAGAGACAUUAUGCCAGAUGAUUCCUAAAGAGCAAAGUUAAAUUUCCAGAAGUUGCACAGUUACAGAACUUUUAAAUUUCUGCACAGCUCAACAUAAAUAUCCAAUGCCAAAUUCCUCAGCUGUACAGCUGAAACCAAUUUUGGCGGCUAUGACAACUUCCUGGAGCAUGAAACUUUCCUCUGCUCACAGAAGAUACAUGAUCAGUGCUGGUUUUCUGUAAUACUAAGACAAAAAUGAAUGUUUUAAACUGUUUUUUAUGCAUGUGAAAGCUAUUUACAAAUUCUGAGCCGCAAGUGUUGAAUGUAAGAAUCUUAUGAUACAGUAGCACCUUUUAGCAGUGCUUGAAAUUGCAGCAGCCAGUUAAUAAUGCUUUGAACCAAAUAAUUGUUCCAUUUAGGAAAAAGUGUAUGGAGGCGACUGAAUCUGAGUGGACAAACAGCUCAGGUGAUGUAAAGUAUUCUGCUACCUGCUGAAACCAUAGGCAUACUUAUCCUGUAUGAGAGUAGAGUAGAACUUUAAGUACAGGAAAACGCAGACUGUAGGGAAGAAAGUCAGAACAUUUCCACCCUUCCUUUAUUCAGGAAUUAGAAAAUGUUUACAGGUAUCUGCAUGUUUUUCUCUGCAAAAUUAUUGCCAUGCAGGAAAAUGCAGGCAAAGGCUCAGAAUGGCAGGGGUUUACUGUAUUGACUAUAUAUACUGAAAGGCAAACUUUUUUCUCAAGUAUCAGUAGACAGUGCCGUUGCGUAGCAACUCAUUUGGUUUUUGGCCUGCAUUUAAAAAAAUUCUGCUGGGGAACAGACUAAUCAGAAUGUUGUUUUGUUGUUUUAAAAAUAAUAAUUACCAAAAAAAUCCCCAAACUCCCAAAUCACUUCCAUUCAGAAAGAAAAUUACUUCAGAGAAUAAGAUCUACACUGUCAGUAAAAUACAGAUUA
Molecule: messenger RNA, 2117 nt
Organism: Onychostruthus taczanowskii (white-rumped snowfinch)
Lineage: Eukaryota; Metazoa; Chordata; Aves; Passeriformes; Passeridae
Gene: FUT4
Product: fucosyltransferase 4
Exons: 1
Cellular component (GO): membrane
Molecular function (GO): alpha-(1->3)-fucosyltransferase activity
Source: RefSeq, a predicted model, not a curated record